This is a messenger RNA of Leptonychotes weddellii (Weddell seal), 1355 nucleotides long. The record is from RefSeq and is a predicted model, not a curated record. Lineage: Eukaryota; Metazoa; Chordata; Mammalia; Carnivora; Phocidae.
AUCAAAUGCAAAGCAGCUGUGCUAUGGGAGAUAAAGAAACCCUUUUCCAUUGAGGAGGUGGAGGUUGCACCCCCUAAGGCCCAUGAAGUUCGUAUUAAGAUGGUGGCCUCAGGAAUCUGUCGCUCCGAUGAUCACGUGGUUAGUGGAACGCUCAUCACACCUCUCCCUAUAAUCUUGGGCCAUGAGGCAGCCGGCAUUGUGGAAAGCAUUGGAGAAGGGGUGACUACAGUAAAACCAGGUGACAAAGUCAUUCCACUCUUUACUCCCCAGUGUGGAAAAUGCAUUGUUUGUAAACACCCACAAGGCAACUUCUGCUUGAAAAAUGAUCUGAGCACACCUCGGGGGAUCAUGCAGGAUGGUACUACCAGGUUCACCUGCAGAGGAAAGCCCAUCUACCAUUUCAUCGGCACCAGCACCUUCUCCCAGUACACGGUGGUGGAUGAGAUUGCAGUGGCCAAGAUUGAUGCAGCCUCACCAUUGGAGAAAGUCUGUCUCAUUGGCUGUGGAUUUUCUACUGGUUAUGGGUCUGCAAUCAACAUUGCCAAGGUCACCCAGGGCUCCACCUGUGCGGUGUUUGGCCUUGGAGGGGUCGGCCUGUCUGUGAUCAUAGGCUGUAAAGCAGCAGGAGCAGCCAGGAUCAUUGGGGUGGACAUCAACAAAGACAAAUUUGCAAAGGCCAAAGAGGUGGGUGCCACUGAGUGUAUCAGCCCUCAGGACUACAAGGAACCCAUCCAGGACGUGCUGAAGGAAAUGAGUGGUGGCGGUGUGGAUUUUUCAUUUGAAGUCAUUGGGCGGCUUGACACCAUGCUGGCUGCCUUGUCCUGCUGUCAAGAGUCGUAUGGUGUAAGCGUCAUUGUAGGAGUACCUCCUAAUUCACAAGAUCUCUCUAUGAACCCCAUGUUGCUACUGACCGGACGUACCUGGAAAGGAGCAAUUUUUGGUGGCUUUAAGAGUAAAGAUUCUGUCCCCAAACUUGUGGCUGAUUUUAUGGCUAAGAAGUUUCCACUGGAUCCAUUAAUAACCCAUGUUUUACCUUUUGAAAAAAUAAAUGAAGGAUUUGACCUGCUUCGCUCUGGAAAGAGCAUCCGCACCAUCCUAACAUUCUGAGACCAUACAAAUGCCUUCACUUGCAGCAGUCUUUUGGUUCCUGCACCUUCUGGAACGAGCAACCAAACAACAUCACUCAUUCUGUUCUUCAGAGAUGCAAUCAAUAAAUCAUGCAUGAGAGCUAUCCAAAAGAAACAAAAAUUUAUAUGAAAUCCUUUUUCAAGCCAAUGUUUAAAAUACAAGUGAGAGCUAGGUGAAUCAUUAGCUGCAUAGUUGAGUCCAAUAAACUUUCCUUCUUAAUCAUUCUA